CAUGUCUUAUCUGAGUCAUGGGAGGGUUUAUGCCUUCAAUGAUGUCCUGUCUGGUGACACUAAAACGCUCAUCUCUACAUCCAGACACCUCUCCUCUGGCAAUAUGUUCUUAGUUUGGCACUGUUCGCUGCAGGGUCACGUCUCUGUCAUUAUUCGGUUUCUGAAAUGGCAAUGCUGUAGUUUGGUACGGUUAAUUUGUGCCUCAACUUUGCAGCUGAAGACUAGACAGGAUUUUCAUGCAACACUCUGUGGAGCCACAAGAGGGCGAUGUGUCUCAACAUAUCGCGUCACUGUUCCGUGGGAGGAUUAUUAUUUUUAUGUCCUACGAUAUUGUGAGUUUUGAAAUGAGGGGAAUGUUUGAUAUACAAUGACAAUCUACAGUGCUCAGUGACAUUGCGCAGAAAGCAGUAUAAUUAUGCUUGUCACUACACAUUUGGAUUAAAACCCCUGCGUUUAAUCAUAACAAUAUUCGUUAUUUUUGAAGCAUAUGCUAGUCAGCCUUGAAAACGCUGUGUUGAGGUGGUCACGACUUCUCUAACUGACUGUUGAAAAACUGAUUUGAAGAUCAUUCUGUCAGAAUUGGGACAGUGCGGCAUGAAAUUAAUUAUAAAUUCUUCAGGUCUGUAUUGACACCACAAUGAUGGAUAAAAUCAUGGAUGCAAGGAGUUUGGUCCGCGGCUGACGCGGAGUGCAUUGGUGUCAUCGUGGGUGGGAAAGAGACGCAAGAAGAAGCGUACCCUCAUCCCCCCGCCUCCUUCCCUGCGGGCGGCUCGGACGCGCACGCGUGCUAGACCGUGUGGGAAUGGCUGGUGUGUGAUCGGGGGUUGGGCCGCUGGAAGCGAACGCAGAGUUAAAGAGUUUUUAAUGUCCGCCAUGUUGGCCAUGGCGUAUUGAACCAGGGAGAGGGAGCGGAGCUACGGAAAAAAAGAGACCGAGAGAGAGCGACCAAGAUCCGGGCCUUCCCGGCUCCGUUCUUCUCGCCAUACCCAUAUUUUGUAACCAAUCGAACGGUUGACUCCUGGAGAACGCCACAGUUCCAUCAAUGAGAACUAAAAUUUGUACAGUUGUGAAUCGUAGGGGAUCGGAUAGAUAUAUGCUGCAUCUUUCAUUAUAAAAAAUGAGUAAAUUGUCGUUUCGGGCACGGGCGCUGGACGCUACCAAGCCACUACCCGUCUUCCGCUGCGAGGACUUGCCAGACCUGCACGAAUAUGCCUCAAUUAACCGGGCGGUACCGCAGAUGCCGACGGGGAUGGAAAAGGAAGAGGAAUCGGAACACCAUCUCCAGCGGGCCAUCUCGGCGCAGCAGGUGUACGGGGAGAAGCGGGACAGCAUGGUGAUCCCCGUGCCCGAGGCCGAGAGCAACAUCCCCUACUACGACUCGCUCUACCCUGGGGAUUUCAAGAUGCCAAAGCAGCUCAUCCACAUCCAGCCCUUCAGCUUGGAUGCGGACCAGCCGGACUACGACAUGGACUCGGAGGACGAGGCCUGCAUGCUGCAGCUGCAGAAGCGCAUGGAGAUUGGAGCCAUGCAGUUUGAGGAUAUGAUCGAGCGGCUGGAGAAGGGCAGCGGGCAGCAGCUGGUGACUCUGCAGGAGGCCAAGCUGCUGCUGAAGGAGGAUGACGCGCUCAUCCAGGAGGUGUACGAGUACUGGAGCAGGAAGAGGCGCAGCUCCUCCAGCGGCUCGCUCAUCCCCACCGUCAAGCAGGAGAAGAGGGACGGCUCCAGCACCAACGACCCGUACGUGGCCUUCAGGCGCCGCACAGAGAAGAUGCAGACGCGGAAGAACCGUAAGAACGAUGAGGCCUCGUACGAGAAGAUGCUGAAGCUGAGGAGGGACCUGAGCCGAGCCGUGUCCAUCCUGGAGAUGAUCAAGAGACGCGAGCGCAGCAAGAGAGAGCUGCUCAGCCUCACACUGGAGAUCGUGGAGAAGAGGAACGUUACCCCUGACUAUGGGGCGGACGUGAUGGCAGAGGCUCUGGCCCAGAGGGCUCUGGUGAAGCCCGUCUACAGCCUGCCCCUGCUGCCCAUGUCCUCCAGCGGCCAGCUACGCCACCACGACCUGCUGGAUCUCAAGGACUAUAGGAGCAAGCCGGAGAAGACGGAGGUGGUCCGCACCAAGAGGAAAUAUGAGAAGAAGCAGAAGGCCCCGCCCCUCUCCGCUCCCCAGCACAGUGGCCCCGCCCUCUUCAACCCCAAAGACCUCAACCAGUACGACUUUCCCAGCUCAGACGACGAGCCCUACACUCAGAUCCACUCAGGUUCGUCAGAGGCGGAGGAGGAGAACGACCCAGACGGAGUGUUUGCCUUCAGAAGGAAGGCUGGCUGCGUGUACCACGCUACGCGGUCAGAGACUGGCAGCUGGCCCUGGAGUGUGCCAGAGGAGGGCGGCUCGGGCGACCCCCGCUUCCGCUUCUCCCUCACCUCCCUCAGCAGACCCCCGCACUGCCUGGGCCUGGCUCGCAGACGCCUCGGCCGAGGGGGCAGGGUUCAGUUGGAUCGGGCCUCCUCAGAUCUGGACAGCGUGUUCCACAGACUGGACUCCACGUCAGAACCGGACCUCUCCCCGCUGCACUCCGCCAGUACCUCACACACACACACGGAUGCGGACACGGCUGCGCACACACACCCCACGGACAGGCACGGAGACGCUGCUGCAGACACACACACAGACACGCACAACACCACCUCAUCCUCACAGUCUUCGUCGUCGUCUUCGUCACGCUCGCUGGCCCACGAGCUCAGGCAGGUGCUGCUGAACAUCAGGACGUGCCGCUGGAGGCACUUCCGGCCACGGACACACACGGCCAUGCAAUCGGCCGCCGCCCUGGCCGCUGCAUCACGCCGGCCGCUGCGCGGGAUUGGCCGAGGAGCAGCUGGCGCACCGUUAAUUGUGGUUACAGAAGAGCAGUUCCAGCAGCAUCAGGAGCAGCUGGCCCUCAUGCAGAAGGAGCAGCUGAACCAGCAAGCCAACCAGACUCUCACCCCCACACAGAUUGUUCAGACACUGGACUCUGCCAGUGCCCAGUUUGCGGCCUCGGCUCUGGCGACGGCCGACCAGCUGCUGACCCUCAAGGUCAAAGAGGAGGGCAACACGGGUGGAGGAGUCAACGGCGUCCUGCAGCCCUCAGGUGUGUAUAAGGGCUUACUUCUCCCCACCACGACCACCACCAGCAGCCCCUCGUCUACGACAGCAGUGUCCUCGACAAUGACCCCUCCCUCUGCCUCCUCAACCCCCAACAACUCUGCCCCCACCGCCUCGGGCCCCCACGCCCCCAACACCCACCUCUCCUUGGGUAACCACGGCAACCCCACCAAUUCUACGCCACCUGUGCUGAUCGGCAACAACUUGCGGCUGAGCAUGCCGGCCCCGCCCAUCUCGGGCCUGACCGCACGGCACCUUCCCAGAAGCCUCAGCGUCAGUCCGGCCGCCCUCAAGCUUAACAACAACUGUCAGAUCCCCAAGGUCACCACAGCAACCAGUAACAUGGACCUGGUGCCCAGGGAGAACCACGAGCAGGAGAAGUCUCUCAACAGCUUGGCCGAGACCACAGUGGCCAUGGAGGUGACGUAGUGAGCCCAGCAGGGGAGGGGCUACCUGCUGUUCCACCUGUCCAUCAAUGGGUGCUGUGCACCAAUCACCAACCGGGGAUGCAAAGGGACGGCCAACGGCGCGUUUCCAGGGCAAUGGCCGCAGACUGGACAGCAACAACUCAUCUCUCUGCCACUUUUCUUUUUUGUUUUGAUCCCCUGACUCCCCCACGCACCCCCCUUUUCUUUUUCUUUUCUUUUCUUUUCUUUUUUCUACAACUUUGCAGACCUUACAAUGAGAGCAUCCACUGUACAGGAACUGUGUCUGGACUCCCUGUAUAUAAGUUACUUGAAUACAGAACUGUUCAUUUGUGAUGUUUUGCACUUGGGAAUCAACAUUUAAAAACAAAAAAAGAAGAAAAUGAAAAA
Messenger RNA from Clupea harengus (Atlantic herring), 3957 nucleotides. RefSeq names its product enhancer of polycomb 1a (gene epc1a). Gene Ontology annotation, biological process: regulation of transcription by RNA polymerase II. Lineage: Eukaryota; Metazoa; Chordata; Actinopteri; Clupeiformes; Clupeidae. Gene Ontology annotation, cellular component: NuA4 histone acetyltransferase complex. The record is from RefSeq and is a predicted model, not a curated record.